CUCAGCCGGAAGUAGCUGCCGAGAGCCGACGGGUCGGGACUGGGUUGCGGAACCCUCGGCGCGGCAGUUGCUAAGUCGGAGAGAAAGGCGCGAUGGAGGCCGUGGCGACCGCGGCGGCGGCGGCGGGACCCGAUGCGGGCUGCACGGAGCCCAGACCUGGGCACUGGGGGGAGCUGAGCCCCCAAAACAAGACGGAAGCGGUGGAGGACGCGCUGGGAAGUGUGGAGAGUGACACCCCCGCAGCCGAGCACCCGGCAGUGAGUGCCAUGCUGCAUGCCGUGGCUGCCAGCCCCCUGCCUGUGUGUAGCCAGCAGCAGGGCGAGCCUGACCUGACCGAGCGGGAGAAGGUGGCCAUCUUGCGGCAGCUUUACCAAGAGAAACCACUUGUGUUCCUGGAACGCUUCCGCACCGGGCUCCGUGAGGAACACCUGACCUGCUUUAGCCACCUGCGUGGGGACCACCGUGCAGAUUUCUACUGUGCCGAGGUGGCGCGGCAGGGCAGUGCCCGGCCCCGCACCCUGCGUACCCGCCUGCGGAACCGGCGCUACGCUGCGUUGCGUGAGCUCAUCCAAGCGGGGGAGUACUUCAGCGAUGAGCAGAUGCGGCUCCGGGCCCCACUGCUGUACGAGCAGUACAUCGGGCAGUACCUCAGCCAGGAAGAACUCAGCGCCCGUGCCCCAAUCCAGCCCCCCAAGCCCGGCGCCCCCGGCACUCCUGCCUGCCCGCUCUCCGAUCUGCUGCUCCAGUCCUACCAGGAGCGGGAGCUGCAGCAGCGACUGCUCCAGCAGCAGGAAGAAGAGGAGGCCUGCUUGGAGGAGGAAGAAGAGGAGGACAGUGAUGAGGAAGACGAGAGGUCUGGCAAAGACUUGGAGACCUGGGUCCCUGACUCGGAGGAGAGGCUGAUCCUGCGGGAGGAGUUCACCAGCCGCAUGCACCAGCGCUUCCUGGAUGGCAAGGACGGCGACUUUGACUACAGCACCGUGGAUGACAACCCUGACCUGGACAACCUGGACAUUGUGGCCCGGGACGAGGAGGAGCGCUAUUUUGACGAGGAGGAACCUGAGGAUGCCCCGAGCCCCGAACCUGACGGCGACUGACAGCUACCACCCUCCCCUGCCUGGCAAGGCCACUGCUGCGGGCCCGGCCCAGUGACUACAGGGGAGUCGGCGCUCCCACCUGCUGGUGCCUCUGACCUGGCCCACCCCUUCUGUUUCUGGGUCCCCUUCUCUCCCUCCUCCCCUCUCCAGAGCUGUGUGUGUGUCUCCCCUUUUGUCCCUCUCUGUCUCGGGCCCAGCGUGCAAGUCCUCCCCAUGACAGCCAGCAUGGCUCUUUGGGGCAUGUCCGCGUCACUGCCAGUCUCACCUCCUGGGCCCAUGCUUCCUGCCUGUGGUUUCCGUUUUUCCCCAGCCACGGCAUCUCUCCCUUAUCUCCUCCCACCCCAAGCCCUCUGCUUCUCCCCCAGGCUUGGCUGUCAGGGCAUAGGCCUGGCACAAGCCCUUGUCUCCCUCAGGACCCAGGCUGGCAUGGAGUUGGGCAGGCCUGGGGGUCCUGGGUCCUGCCAGCUUGGGAGGGAGGGGGGAGUUCCCCUUCCCAGCCCCAGCAGCCCCCCUCUGCCCAGCCACAAUUUUCCCUUCCUUCACUUCCUCCGCCUCCUUCUCCCCCGUUUACACUCCCCCAAUCCGCACAGGCUGUUAUCAGGGCCCUGAGUCAUCCCACACAGCCAGCCCCAGCCUCCCUGCCCCCAGCCCGCCACAGGGCCCGCCCCGGGAGCCCCCUGCCGCCCUGGGCUAAUGGGAGCCAGAUGGCUGCCUGGUGACUCAGCCACCGGCCUGUGGGAACCCAGGCGACCUGCCUUCCCAUGCCCCGCACCCCUCUGCUCCCCCAGCACAGGGGGAACUGGUCGCUACUGUGGGAGUGGGUGGCAUAAGCCAGGGGUCAGCCAGGCUGGCCUGGGGAUCCCUGGCUCUUCUGAGAGAAUGGUGGUACCCUGGCCAUGCCAGACCCCCCAGGUCACCUCCUGGGCUCCUGCUCUGACCCCGGGCUCACAUGUAGGUCAGCCCAAAUUUGGGAGCAAAGGCAGUGAGAGGCAGGAAAGCGUAAUGGUCACGGCAGAGCCCGCCCUAGAUCAGGUGCCUGGCACCACACCACAAAACAUACCCCUGGACUGGGGACCCCAGCUCCUCCCUGAUGUUCAGGGAGGCCCCGUGUGGAGGGACUGUGGGCUCAAGAAGUGAAGUCUGGGGAUCCUAGGUCUGGAACCAUUUUGUCAUCCUAGGAGAGGAAGAUGGGAGAAGGGUCCAUAUUGGGCAUGGCAGCGCAGACCCCUCAUGUGCCAGCCCCUAGUGGUUAGGACCUGGCAGUGCUGAUCCAUCCCCAGACUCCAGGCUGGUGCUGGAGUCACAGCAGGGACUGAGUGAGAGGUGGGCGGCCAUCACCUGGGUGCUGGCGUUUGCCCCGCGAUGUGGGAGACCGGGCGUGGUCUGUCAUCUGAUCAUUAAAUCUCUUAAGAUAGA
This is a messenger RNA of Ochotona curzoniae (black-lipped pika), 2513 nucleotides long. It is a transcript of the gene CCDC97, whose product is annotated as coiled-coil domain containing 97. NCBI's taxonomy places the organism in Eukaryota, Metazoa, Chordata, Mammalia, Lagomorpha, Ochotonidae. The coding region runs from base 93 to 1097 and encodes 334 amino acids. The transcript is spliced from 5 exons. The record is from RefSeq and is a predicted model, not a curated record.